Iphiclides podalirius (scarce swallowtail) is the source of this 219-nucleotide messenger RNA. Lineage: Eukaryota; Metazoa; Arthropoda; Insecta; Lepidoptera; Papilionidae. The record is from the annotation of a GenBank genome assembly.
AUGUUAAAACCGGCGCCCUGUUAUUUCUACAUUCCUUUAGCGAGCGCCGCCUUCCUACCCUCCCCGGCGCUGGCCGGAGGAGAGAGGAGCGUGCGAAACCGAGUUGCGGCGGUGUCUGCCCGCUGCCGUGGAGGUGUUGGUAAUUGCGCGCCUCAAAAGUUCGACUGCGCGGUUCUCUCGGAUGACGCGACGGCCUCUCCUCCUCACGUGCCGUGCUCC